Molecule: messenger RNA, 1444 nt
Organism: Aspergillus neoniger CBS 115656
Lineage: Eukaryota; Fungi; Ascomycota; Eurotiomycetes; Eurotiales; Aspergillaceae
Product: TauD/TfdA dioxygenase family protein
Exons: 5
Coding region: 152-1444 (430 amino acids)
Molecular function (GO): oxidoreductase activity
Source: RefSeq, a predicted model, not a curated record
CACAUAUAUAAAUUUCUAUCAUGCUUAACUAUUUGGGUCUCAUACUUACAAUAACCAAGCUCUGACCUACCUACACAAACACACUGUUGGAUCCUGCUUUCACACGCUGCCACUUGUCGAGUGACACACACAACGCUCCCUUUGGCUAGCCAUGGCAACCAUGAUUACUACGGCCACCACGGCCACUAUGACCAUUGGCACUCCACCCUUGGCCUUUCGCCGCCUUCAUCCCACGUUUGGUGCCGACUGUGAGGGCGUGGACUUCUCGCAACCAGUCCCGGAUGCCGUCAUCGAAGAGCUUCGUGCCGCGAUGGCCACAUACGGCGUCUUGGUCUUCCGCGCCACCAAACUUGACGAUGCGCGCCACUUUGCCUUUGCGCGUCAAUUAGGUGAACCGAUAGUGGAUAACACGGUCGGGAAACCGGGGGUGCCAGAUCGACUUGGUUCCAGAGGCAAGCUUAUGGAUGUUGGGAAUGUGGACAGCAAGGGCCGGGUCUUAUCGCCAUCGUCUUGGCGGGCGCAGCUAUUCCGGGGCACACGCCUCUUCCACGUAGACGGCUCCUUCACCCAACGCCGAGCAGGAUAUAGCCUCCUCCGAGCGCACAAACUGCCCCCAAAGGGAACCGGCGGCGCGACGGCAUUUGCCGACACCAGGACUGCUUAUGCGGAUCUCGCUGAGGAGACAAAAGCCGAAAUUCAAAAUCAUGUGCUAUGGCAUUCAAUCAUGCAGAGUCGAUAUCUAGGAGCCCCGGAUAAUUGGCUCAUCAGGUUAGUGGUUGCCGUCUCCGACCUGGAUGACCUGCGUCGUAUCCCAUAUCUGAUGGCGGUGGGUCUCAUAGCCCGUGUAUUGGGGAUUUGGGUCGAUAUUGUGGACAUCAGCCUGCUCCUGAUGUUCUGUUUCGUUUUGGGGCGGAUCUUGGUGCUGUGUUGGUUGCCCGCGGCUGCAAGAGCGCGUGGGCGUCAUCAGCUUGCACAACUGCACAAGCCCAGCAAUCGAAUGAAUCUGUAUAUGGGGUCACAUGCAUACCGGAUAGACGGGAGGAGCAAGGCAGACAGCAAGCCCGUAAUUGAGGCUUUGAUGCGGCAUGCCAGUCAGGACAAAUAUGUGCUCACCGUGGACUGGCAGAACGAUGGAGACAUGAUUAUGUGGGACAAUACUUGCGUGAUGCACCGAUCAUGUGGUGGCUCAUAUCAAGGACGCCAGAACGACGAAUUGUGUAAAUUUCAGGAUACCAUAACUUGUUUGCACCUUUCAGGGUGUAGACACUGUACUGCCGCAUCAUCACGUCCUAGUUCCUCCACCUCCCUCAUUCUACCCGAAACGUCAUUUCAAGAAGCCCUGAUGCAAUCCCUUAAGUGGAUCUGCAGGAUGCCCAUACGCCCUAUCCCCUCACAUUCAAUGGCCGAGAAUUCCGCCGAGCAGAAAGAGGGGAAGAAAGCUUGA